UAUACGCUCGACCACUGAUAAGGAUAAGUGCAAGUUCCGAGCAAAAUUGAGUUGCUGCCACUCAGUUGCUGGAGUGCCGUCGAAAGAGUCGCUCGACUGUCGAUCCGUGAAGUGUUUUUUGUAUUGGGAAAAAUGAAAAUUGAAUGGGCACCGCUGAAAGUGCCGCCGCGCCGGCGACUGCAGACUCUGGUGACGCUUCUGAUCACUUUCACGUGUUUUAUGCUCUCAAUAACCGCCAUACCAAUUAUUCUAGCAUCGCUGUUCUAUGGUGGACUCGUACUACGCAGCUUGGUGCUCAUCUACUUGAUCUACGUGUUUGUGGAUCACAAAAGAAACAACUCUGUAAUUGAUGGCAAUGGUUGGCUGUUAAACCGUUCUAAUCGCCUGUAUCGACACUAUCGCAAUUACUUUCCCGUGGAGCUGGUGAAAACAGCCGAGCUGCCACCAAACAAAAACUAUAUCUUGGCCAGCUUUCCGCACGGCAUACUGGGAAAUGGAAUCGGCAUCAACAUGGGCCUGGAUAUCUCGCGGUGGCUUGAGCUCUUCCCCAAGAUCCGACCCAAGGUGGGCACUCUCGAUCAGAAUUUCCUGAUACCCAUUGGACGUGAGGUGCUGCGCUCCUGGGGCCUGGUGUCCGUCUCGAAGGCUGCCCUCAACUAUUUGCUAACCAAAUCGAAUGAUCCCAAGCAUGCGGACAAUCGGGAUGGCUUCACAUCCAAUGCGGUGGCCAUUCUCGUAGGUGGCGCCCAAGAGGCCAUGGACUCCCAUCCAGGGCAGUACAUUGUGACGCUGCGAAAUCGCAAAGGAUUCGUCAAAAUGGCCAUACGAACGGGCUCACCGAUUGUUCCCACGUUUUCCUUUGGGGAGGUGGACAUAUUCGACCAGGUGCCCAAUCCUCCCAAUUCUCUUGUGCGUCGCGUGCAGACUGUGGUGAAACAGCUGACGGGCAUAUCGCCGCUGAUUCCAGUGGGUCGUGGCAUCUUCAACUAUUCCUUUGGCUUCCUGCCCAAUCGUCGCCGCAUCGUACAAGUUGUGGGCGCACCCAUCAAUGUGGUGAAGAGCGAUCAGCCGGAUGCCGCCUAUGUGGACAAGGUGCACGGCCAGGUCAUUGAGGCGCUGGAAAAGAUGUUUGAAAAGUACAAGAAGAAAUAUAUUCCGAACCCAAAGAACACCAAGCUGGUCAUCCAUUAAACGGUAGAAAAUGCUUUAAAAAUUUCGACGAAAUGUGAUCUUAGUUCAACUUGCAUUUAAUAUAAAUCUAAAUUUGUUAUCGUUUUCCGAUA
Messenger RNA from Drosophila subobscura, 1283 nucleotides. RefSeq names its product diacylglycerol O-acyltransferase 2-like. The coding region runs from base 133 to 1191 and encodes 352 amino acids. Gene Ontology annotation, biological process: triglyceride biosynthetic process. The transcript is spliced from 6 exons. Gene Ontology annotation, cellular component: endoplasmic reticulum membrane. NCBI's taxonomy places the organism in Eukaryota, Metazoa, Arthropoda, Insecta, Diptera, Drosophilidae. Gene Ontology annotation, molecular function: diacylglycerol O-acyltransferase activity. The record is from RefSeq and is a predicted model, not a curated record.